This is a messenger RNA of Histoplasma capsulatum G186AR, 450 nucleotides long. RefSeq lists its product as uncharacterized. Bases 1 to 450 code for a protein of 149 amino acids. NCBI's taxonomy places the organism in Eukaryota, Fungi, Ascomycota, Eurotiomycetes, Onygenales, Ajellomycetaceae. The record is from RefSeq and is a predicted model, not a curated record. The transcript is spliced from 3 exons.
AUGUGGUUCCCCACUAUGCUGCGGCUGGCGGUCGCAGUGUAUCAGUGGUGGGUUCAGUGGGCCACACCCACUGUGGGCCGGGCCACACCACCACACCCAUGGGCUGCCGUGUCUGCAGUGGAGAAAUGGGGGCAGGCUGCCCUGAAGGCUGUUGAGCGCCUUGCCCGUUGUCUGGCGAGGACGACCCACCACGCAGAGCCUUCCUCACUGACGGACGGCACUCUGAGCAGCAGUCGUUACACUGGAAGCAGUCCUGGGGGUGAUGGCACCACAACUGCCAGUAAACCGACGGAUGGCAGUGAGCUCCUGCCGAGUGAGGCGCCUGAGGAUACCGUUCACCCGCUUGGGUGCUGCCGGGUAGGGCUGAUGGCAGUUGAUACACUGCGGUCUCUUCUUGCACUCUGUGCCCGCUGGUCCUUCGUGCUGAUUGCAGUUGGAGCAUCUAGCUAG